AUGGACUGCGAUGCUGCGACGUCCAACAUCCUGGCCGAGUGGAAGGAGGUCAGCGAUGGAGCUUUCGUGGACUCCUCGCCGGAGUCCUCCUCCAUGGACUCCAUGUGCUCCUCGCCGGAGAUCUUCUUCACCGGCGGUCACCAGGAGAUCCAAGAGCUCGCCUAUGCGUUCCCAGGGCGCGGUUCUUCAUACAGUCCGAAAGCGCAAAGGGAGAGCAAGUCCAAGAUGUCCACCAAGAGGCGCAUGAAGGCAAGCGAGAGGGAGAAGAUGAGGAUGAGGAGUCUCGCCGAGGCUCUGCACCAGCUGCGGGACUACCUGCCGCCGGACUACACCAGGAGGGGACAGCCGCUGACCAAGAUCCAAACCCUCAAGUCCACCAUUGAGUACAUCAACAAGCUCACGGACAUCCUGAGCCGCGCGUAAA
Molecule: messenger RNA, 424 nt
Organism: Nerophis lumbriciformis (worm pipefish)
Lineage: Eukaryota; Metazoa; Chordata; Actinopteri; Syngnathiformes; Syngnathidae
Gene: msgn1
Product: mesogenin 1
Biological process (GO): mesoderm formation; regulation of transcription by RNA polymerase II
Cellular component (GO): nucleus
Molecular function (GO): RNA polymerase II cis-regulatory region sequence-specific DNA binding; protein dimerization activity; DNA-binding transcription factor activity, RNA polymerase II-specific
Source: RefSeq, a predicted model, not a curated record